GGUAUCACCCAGCCACUCAUCUCAGGACAGAUUUAACAUUAUUUUGUAUACCUCAUUCCAUCGCCUGUCUUGUUCCAACUGUCCCAAACUCAUCGCAAGACAAUCGCCGGGUUACCCCACUUCGGCAUUCAGGGGUCAUCUCACGUUAUCCAUACAACCCCCAGCAAACACCACCCCUGCGGUUGAUAUGCACAUCUCUCGCACACUUCCGCACAACCCCAUCGGAACCUUCCCUCCCCGCCAUGCCCGCACAAUUCAGGCAAAAGUGAGUUCCUCCAACCUCCACUUUUCCCUCCGUUUUUCGUGCUACCCUCUCCACGAUCUUAGUUGCCGUUCUAUUUGUGUCUCGACUUCCCACCCUCCACAAGUCCUUUCCGUUUGUUGGUUAAGGCCCGGUCCGAGCGUAACUCAUGAAUGAAUGACAAGCAAAUCACAAUUCAAAUAAUGUCCCCGCUCACCGCCACCGAAUCAACCCCUCCUCAGCCUCAGCCCACCUCCGCUAUCAACGAAGUCAACUCCAACGACCUCUCGACCCGCAAUCCCGGGUUCUGCAAAACUGAAUCCAGCGAUACGGACCAGACGCCCUGGAGCAAGAAGACCGAGCAUGAUGUUGCGAGCGUCGAGGCAGAGACUUCAUGCAUUGAAGUCUCGUGGGACGAGCCCGAGGACCAUGACCCCGCCAAUCCACUCAAUUGGCCGAGUACACGGAAAUGGAUGAACAUUGGUGUUUUGACCUCCAUCACGUUUCUCACGUGAGUAUACUCUCUUUGUACAACUCAUACAACUCAAUCUUGGUAUGACGGAUAGCAAUUGAUGGAAACAGACCAUUGGCAUCCGCAAUGGUCGCCCCAGGCGUCCCAGACAUCAUGGCCGAGUUUCACGCCAGCUCCCCUCUCC
Hyaloscypha bicolor E is the source of this 897-nucleotide messenger RNA. RefSeq lists its product as uncharacterized. The transcript has a single exon. NCBI's taxonomy places the organism in Eukaryota, Fungi, Ascomycota, Leotiomycetes, Helotiales, Hyaloscyphaceae. Bases 445 to 756 code for a protein of 103 amino acids. The record is from RefSeq and is a predicted model, not a curated record.